This is a messenger RNA of Didymodactylos carnosus, 2148 nucleotides long. NCBI's taxonomy places the organism in Eukaryota, Metazoa, Rotifera, Eurotatoria, Philodinida, Philodinidae. The record is from the annotation of a GenBank genome assembly.
AUGUCAACCCGAUCCUCUCGACGAACACUUCACAAUCGUGGAAACAGCUUGAAAUUGGAUGCGGAUAUCGCUUUAUUAUCAAAUGGCCGUGUUUCUCAAUCAACAAAUCGGCUUAGUGCGUUGUAUAACAAAGAAAAUAUUAUACCAGCAAAAACAUCACCGGAACUUGUUGAACUUUAUCAAACAACAAUUGAAAUGUCAGUACAUGGUAAAAUAACAAUCAAAAAUGCAUUCGAUUAUUUAUUUUUGGAAUAUUUAUCGCCUAUUAUCAAAAAUGUUGCCCAAAAUGAAAAUGGCCCAAAUUUUGUUAAAGCUGGUAAUGUUAUCAAUACAAGUGCAAAAAUCUAUGCUUAUCGUGUUGAUGCAUUACACACUGAGACACAAAAGCUAAGUAUGAAUAUGUCAACUGUCGAACAAGUUCAUAAUUUAACAUCAACAAUAACAAUGAAGAAUGAUAAUGGUAGUGUUAAAAUGAGUGAUAAAACUAAAACACGUUCCCAUGGUAAAAAGAAUGAAAUUAUAGUAACUGAUAUAUCGAAAAUAAGCAUUAAUAACAUCGAUGAUAAUAAUGAAUUGAUCCGAUUUCGUCCACUUUUACCGACAUCUUUAUGUUGUCUUUCAAAAAGUGAAAAUGAAAGCGAUUCGAUUCACCAUCAUAUGAUCUCCUGCACGACAUAUUCGACAAGUGAUUAUUCGUUUAUCCGAGACUUUGCCAAUAUACAAAUAAAAAAUUUUAUCAAAGAAGAGUUAAAAUCGAAAAUUCGUUUUCAACAUGCUAUUGACACAAUAUAUUCGUUGGAAAAAUUACGAGAUAUAAUAGAACCACAUCAACAUGUUGAUCACAGUUUAGGUACAAAUGAAUUAAGAAAUUUUUUAUGGAAUGAAACGACAACCGAUUCAACAAUAAGUACAAUUCAUGAAACAUCAUUAGAUGAAUUUAGUCAACAAAAUGAUAUUACGACAAAUGUUUAUAAUAGUGGAGAACAACAUUUCUCUAAUGAUAUCAGUUCAAAUAGAUUAUCUUCAUUCAUCUUUAUGGAUGAUGUACAAUCAAUGGCAUAUGAAUUUUCGAAUAAUCUAGAUAAUGUUUUAAGAUCAUCGCAACCAUCACAAUAUAAGGAAAAUUUUGUAUCAGUAUUUGAUAAUGCUCCUUUUCCAUCAACAACAAUAAAUGAUCAAAUGUUGUCAAUUGUAUCCAAUGAUAUAAAUAAUAUUUCCAGAACAUCUUCAUUUUUUGGUCAAAUACCAUCUUUAUUAAAAAAUACUGGUAGCAAGGAAUAUAAUUAUUUUGACGUAACAAAACUAAAAUUAUUUGCUGGUCCAAAUUUAUGGAAAUACGUUAAUCUUCUUGAGAAUUAUUCACAGUUACCAUCACAACAACAACAAGCACAAGCUCGAGAGAGAAAACACACUGGUAGUGGUGCUGUUAUACAACAACAAAAAUGUGAUUUUUUCUCAAAACAAUCAUUAUCAUCGAUAUUUGGUAAAAGUAAAGGACGAACAAAGCAAAAAUCUUUGAAAAGAACAUUACAGUCAAUAAGCGUUUUACGUAGUCGAGAAAAUAUUAAUAAUCAAAUAAAACAAUCAAGGAAAAUAUGUCAAAUAAAUGAAUUAUUUUCUACGUCAUAUUUUCUAGAUUUAUUUAUUUCAACGGCGCAUAGCUCGAAGUCAGUUGGUGAGAAAUUAAAUAUAUUUGAUGUUGAUGAAUUGAAUGACUAUGAUCAAGCUGAUGAUAUUCCAUUGCCAUUUGGUUUCGAAAGUGAUGAAGAUAUUCAAUCAAGAGAUAAUCUAGAAAUAAUUGUCGAAUCACCUGAACCCGAACGAUAUUAUGAAAAAAUUGAAUAUACAAAAAGAACUCAGCAAGUCAAUGUGAAAAAAUUAAAAUAUAAUAUCAUCGAAGAGUUUAAACGGUUACAAUCAAAUUUAACUGCAAAAACAACGGUAGCAAUGAAUGAUAAUCCAGUUGAAUUUGUACAGUUAUGUGAAUGCUUGUUGUUGAAGAAUAGUUUAAACCUGACUGAAAUACCAUCAGCAUUCUAUUGUAUGCUAUUUAAUUGUAAUGAACAUAAAUUAUAUCUGCAAAACACAGCUAAUUGUGAUAAUUUAUUAAUUACUAAUCAACCAUUAUUAUCAACACGUCAGCAAUGA